Erythranthe guttata (spotted monkey flower) is the source of this 1994-nucleotide messenger RNA. Its product is annotated as polygalacturonase At1g48100. Gene Ontology annotation, biological process: carbohydrate metabolic process. Gene Ontology annotation, molecular function: polygalacturonase activity. The record is from RefSeq and is a predicted model, not a curated record. NCBI's taxonomy places the organism in Eukaryota, Viridiplantae, Streptophyta, Magnoliopsida, Lamiales, Phrymaceae.
UUCAUAAGCUAAGUACAAAAAAAACUCAUCAACUUGUUUAGAGAAGAACACUCCUCUAUAGCUAUAUACUAAGAGUGGUCACACACUCCACAAAUUCUUCAACGAACUUCCAAAAAACGUGGGCGCCUUCGCUCUCUUCGAUCCCGUUGCUCUCUUUUCAAACCCUAGUACAUUAGACUUUGGCCUACUACAAAAAAUAACUGCAUGCGCCUUUAACUAAAUAAGUGGCCAACUUGUUUACUUCAAUUUACUUCCUAUAUAUAUUAUAUAUAUAAAUACUACUAUAUACACACUCAUCAUCAAUUCAUCAUGGAUUAUUAUUCUUCUUGCGGUAGAUACUUUGUCGUAGUUUUCGUUACCACUUUAUGCUUUUUGGCUCUUUCGGUUCAAUGUAGGCCUUUUGAGUAUUCGGAAUUUCGCGUACUAUCUCAAAUAUCGGCUUCCCCUUCUCCUGCGCCGGAGGGUUCGGAUUCUUUUAGUCCGAGUUCACGUGAAAAUUCUUCGGCUGCGGUUUUUAGUGUGAUGUCUUAUGGUGCUGUGGGAGAUGGUGUUUCUGACGACACGCAGGCGUUUAAAACGGCUUGGGAUAAUGCUUGCCAGUCCGAUGAGUCGGCUGUUAUUCUUGUUCCUAAGCACUACACUUUCAUGAUCCAGUCUGCGAUUUUUACUGGACCCUGUAAAAAUGGACUUGUUUUUCAGAUCGAAGGAAGUAUGAUGCCGCCAGACGGGCCGAAUUCGUGGCCGAAAAAUUUCAGCAAGAGGCAGUGGCUAGUGUUCUAUAGGAUCAAUGGAAUGACAAUGCAAGGAGGUGGCUUAAUUGAUGGAAGAGGUCAAAAAUGGUGGGAUCUCCCUUGCAAACCUCACAAAGUCAAAAAUGGAACCAUUCCACCUGGUCCUUGUGACAGUCCAGUUGCUCUAAGGUUUUUCUGGAGCUCUAAAUUAAUUGUGAAAGGGCUUAAAAUCAAGAACAGCCCGCAAUUCCAUUUCCGGUUCGACAGCUGUCACGACGUCCACAUAGAUUCGCUGUACGUGAAAUCGCCAUCUGGCAGUCCGAAUACCGAUGGAAUCCACAUCGAAAAUAGCAAUGAUGUGCAAAUAUAUAACUCAGUCAUUUCUAAUGGUGAUGACUGUGUAUCCAUUGGGGCUGGUUCCUAUAAUGUAGAUAUAAGGAACAUCACUUGUGGUCCUAGUCAUGGAAUAAGCAUCGGUAGCCUAGGAAUCAAGAACUCGCGCGCAUGCGUAUCAAACAUCACCGUAAGAGACUCGGUCAUCAAGCACUCGGACAACGGUGUGAGAAUCAAGACAUGGCAAGGUGGAUACGGUUCCGUAUCAAAAAUCACGUUCGACAACAUCCACAUGGACACGGUCCGAAACCCUAUAAUGAUCGACCAAUACUACUGCAGCAACAAGGCGUGCUUGAAUCAAUCCUCGGCGGUGUACGUUAACGACAUUUCUUACACGAACAUCAAAGGCACGUACGAUGUGAGAAGCCCUCCGAUGCACUUAGCCUGCAGUGAUGCAGUUCCGUGCACGAACCUCACGCUUUACGAUGUGGAGUUGUUGCCUUCUCUAGGGCAGAGAAUAUUGGACCCUUUUUGUUGGAACGCGUAUGGUGAUAUUAAGGCCGUCACGGUUCCGCCGGUUUUUUGCUUGAUGGAGGGGUUUCCUCAGGCGUUGCUUAGUAGCGAUGUCGAUCAAUGUUAGGGUUUGUUGUGAUAAUUAAAUGUAAGUGUAUCUUUUUUUAUGAUCAUAGUAGUUAUAUCUAUAGUUUGCAUUAUUGUACUUAAUUGUGGGGGAAAAAGUUAAUGUUGUUAUGGGGCAACACAAUUAAUGUAUUGUUGCUUGAACUUCCCAUUGCAAUUUUUCUUGUGUUUUUUUGGGCAAGAUUGUACCUUUUUUAUUGAUAGUAGUAUAGUGACGGAGCCAGCAUAGGGUUAUGAUGGCUCAUUGCCACUAAUGUUUUUCAAAUAUUUAAUAUUUUAUACAAAAAAAAA